This is a messenger RNA of Bemisia tabaci, 1953 nucleotides long. NCBI's taxonomy places the organism in Eukaryota, Metazoa, Arthropoda, Insecta, Hemiptera, Aleyrodidae. The record is from RefSeq and is a predicted model, not a curated record.
AUGAUAUCGGUUGGAGUUGACGAGGCGAACCAAAAGCUGCUGGGUAGCUCGGACCGAUCCUGGGCAUCAGACGUCUUCCCGAUGGAAUCUGAGUCCUGGCAAGCUCUCAACUGGACUCGUCUUGCAUCCCUGAAUUUCACUCGACUGGUGAAGGCCACGAAAAAAGUAGCCGAGUCCCAUUCCGUGGAGGUGAUUUUCGCACAGGACGUGGAGCAUGCAGAGAACAACUCCGAGUUCGUGGGGAGCCUGUUCAAGAAGAUCGGUCCGAUCAUCCUGACGGUGCGCAACGCGACGACGAGCCAGGAGCCGCGCGCCAAGUUGGCCAUCGUCAUCGUCGACGAGGAGUUGGACGUUUGGGACCUGGUCAACCCCAACGGCACCGAUGACCUCUGGACCUCGACCAAGUACUACGUCCUCGUCACCGCCGCUGUCCCGCCCAACGUCCUCGAGCUCUUCCGCACCCUCUGGGACGUCUACUUUGUCAGCAACGUCCUCCUCUACGCCACCGACGGCAAAGAGGAAAAGAAAGUGGUGAACGUCUACAAUCCGUUCAAGAACUCGACGGAGGUGACGAGCAUCCACAUGCGGAACAUCGGGCGGAUCAAGAAGAUGAUGGUGCACCGGAUGAACGACCUGAACGGGUACCCGCUGCGGGUGAGCAUCUUCCCGGCCCGGAUGAAAGCCACUCCGCUGGGCAACGGCUCCUACUCCGGCCCGGACGGGUUCAUCCUUUCCACCCUCGCCCGCAGGAUGAACUUCAAACCCGUCACCUCCGAGCCCAAAGACGGCAAGAAAUACGGCUACAAGACUCCGAACGGCAGCUUCACAGGAACCCUGGGCGACCUAAUCAACGACCGGGCAGACAUCUCUUUCAAUAGUGUGUUCAUCAAGGACUACGAAACAACGCAAGUUCGGUUCACGCGACCGAUCGACUUCGACAAGCUCUGCCUGGUCGUCGCCAAGUCCGGACUCCGGCCCCACUGGAAGGGCAUGUUCCUCGCCUUCUCCGUCGAGAUGUGGCUCGCCAUGCUCUUCACCUACUCCUUCAGCAUCACCUUCUGGUGCCUACUCCGCAAGGUCAACUACGGCCGCUACUCCCUCGCCCUAACCACCCUCGAUCUCUACCGCAUCUUCAUCAUGCUUCCCAUCGACAGGGUUCCGGCAAUAUUGUCUGAAAGAGUGGCGCUGGUAUCCUUUCUCUGGUUCAGCCUUUCCACGGCUACGAUCUUCCAAGCAUCCAUGGUAAAGUUCCUCAGUUACCCUUCGUACGAGCCCGAUAUUGACACCUUGGAGGAGGUCGCUGAUAAAAACCUCCCUAUUUUAACGGCAUCACAGAACUUACGAGAAACUUUCGAAUCGGAUGAGCCUGUCAUGAAGACGCUCUAUGAUAAUUUUCAGGUGGUCCAUGACAAAAAUGUUGAAAUUCUGAGUAAAGUGGCUUACGAAGGUAAAGCUGCAGCUUUGGGACGAAUGAAUGAUCUCGAGGAAAAAAUUGCCACAAGUUACGUAAAAAACAAUCUAGUAUUGCUCCACAUCGUAGCGGACUGUCCUAAGGCCUAUCACAUUGCCUACAUGCUUCCUUACGAUUCUCCGUUCUUGGAAUCCAUCAACAAGGUGAUUUCGAUCUUCGUGGAGAGCGGGAUCAUCCACAGCUGGUACAUCCACUCGACGCCGUUCCGGCCGCUGUCGGACUACCACCAGACCCAGGAGACCUACAAGCCGCUCACCAUGUCCAACGUCGUCAUCGCCUUCAUCGUCCUCGGCUUCGGGGCCGGGCUCAGCUUCCUGGCCUUCGGCGCCGAGCUCCUCACCCGCGCUCUCCUCGGCGACGUCGACCGGGUCCAGCCCCAACUCCAGUACAGCUUCGACGGACACCUGGCCCGGAGAAGUCGGGUCGUCUACGAAACCACCAGGAACCGCAUCGGCAGUGAUAAGCCACUCAAGUUGGCUUGA